AUGCUGGAUACGACCAUAGGCAUCGUUACCCUGAUAAUUGUUUGCGCCGUCUUUCUUGUGCUUGGGGUAACCUUUUCCUGGCGGCGACGAGGCCAGAGCGUCGAGGACUACACGGUCUCCCGAAACCACGCACCCACCAACGUUGGCAUUGCUACCCUGGUGGCGUCCAUGUUCGGCACCUGGGUGCUGCUCAGCCCGGGCGAAACCGGCGCCAACUUCGGCAUCAUUUCCCUGGUCGGUUACGCCAUUGGCAUGGCAGGAAUACCUGUCUUGUACAUGUUCGUUGGCUCCCGCAUCCGUCGGUUGAUGCCCAACGGACACUCCAUUACCGAAUACGUCCGGCACCGAUUUGGUCUGAUCCCAUUCUUGACCAUUUUCCUGGCCAUAAUUUUUGUCAUGGGCAUCUUCAUCACCGCAGAGUUGACGGCCAUUACCGCCGCGGUCACCAUACUGACCGACUCGCCCGGAUGGGCAACCGCCAUCGCGGUGGGCAUCGUGGUCAUCGCGUACACAGCAUACGGCGGCCUUCGCACAUCAAUAUACACCGACCGCAUACAGUUCUGGAUUCUGAUACCCAUCCUGCUGCUACUGGUGGUUGUCGCUGCCGUUUUGAUGGGCAAUACUACAGCCUGGUCCGAAGCGCGGCAGUCAGGGUUACUGUCAGCCAACUCGUCGGGCAGUUACUUCUUUGCCAUUGUCCUGAUCAUCGGCAUAGUGGCCUCAAAUGCCUUCCAUCCCGGCAUGUGGCAGCGGGUUUACACGGUCAGGGACCAGCAGGUCCUUAACCGGAGCCUCUGGGGUGCCGUGGCUAUCGCCAUACCUCUCACUUUCCUGAUGGGCAUGGCCGGUAUAGCGGCCGUGGGAAACGGCUCAGUGGAACCUUUCGUAUAUCCGGAAGUCGCUGCAGCCCUGUUCGCCUUGGCCGGUGACGUUUUCCCACUGUGGAUGCACUUUCUGAUGCUUAUCUGCGCCCUGAUGCUGGCCAUGAGCACCCUGGACACCCUCAUGAACGGCAUCGCCAGCGGUGUUGCCGUUGACCUUGCCGGCUUCGGAAUUCAGCGCAAUUCGCUGAUGAUUCUGGCCCGCGCCGUCACCGUCAUUGUUGCCAUUCCAGCCAUAAUCGUCGCCUCCCAAGGGCACAGUGUCCUUUACGUCUUCCUGAUCGCCGACCUGCUGGGGGCUGCCAUAGUUGUGCCGGUGCUGGCGGGAUUGUACUCCCGCCGAAUGACAGGUUGGGGCGUACUGGUAGCCGGCGGAGUCGGGAUUGUUAUCGGCGCCCUCUACUAUCCCAAGCCCGACCUGCUUAGUCCCUGGGCUCUGGCUGCCCCAGGCGGCGGCCAAAUGUUCUGGGCUUUCGCAUCGGCAUUGGUGAUUUCUUCUAUAAUCACCUUCGUGGUAAUUCUUGCCCGUCGUGCGGUAGCGCCGGCGCAAGAGUUCGACUUCAGCGUCCUUGACUCCAGCGUUAGCCUUAUUGACAGCCCCUCCGCUGCCAACGAUUAA
This is a messenger RNA of Geodia barretti, 1500 nucleotides long. The record is from the annotation of a GenBank genome assembly. NCBI's taxonomy places the organism in Eukaryota, Metazoa, Porifera, Demospongiae, Tetractinellida, Geodiidae.